Messenger RNA from Didymodactylos carnosus, 1116 nucleotides. NCBI's taxonomy places the organism in Eukaryota, Metazoa, Rotifera, Eurotatoria, Philodinida, Philodinidae. The record is from the annotation of a GenBank genome assembly.
AUGGGAAAAGGCGUACAAAAUUCACCAUUAUUAAAUGUACAUACGUUUCAACCAUUGCCAUCACGUCAUACGAGUUUACCAAGUCCAUUUUUACUAGCUGGCUGUGGCGUUGAUAAUCGUCAAAAUUAUCGUUCAUGUGUAAAAUUAACAUCAGAUGAUUUAUUAAAUAUCUUAAAUGAUAAUAUGAAUACACAAGGAACAUAUGUUUAUCUUCAAUUAUUAAAAUUAAUAAUAACAGCAUAUAUUGAAAAAUCAACUACAAUUAAAACAUCUGAAUUGAAUACACAUAAUUUAUUGUAUUUAAUAUUAUUUGUUAAAGAAAAACAGUUACGGAAAGAAUCAUUAAAUAUUUAUUUAUUCAAUUCACAAUCGUGUGAAGGUAUGCUUCGGAAUACACGAUCAUUAAGUGGUGCUUAUUCAACGAUAAUAAAUUUUACAAUUCAUGAUUUUCUUCGACAAGCUGAAAAAUUAUCAGUAUUAAAUCAUAUAAAAUGUACUGAAUUAAUAAAUCAAAAUGAUGAAAAUAUAUUAUUUCCAAUACAUCAUAAACACAAAACUGACAACAAUUUAUUAACAAUACCAAAUUUAGAUGAUAUUGCUCAAUUAGAUAUAGAACAAAUUAUAUUAGAUUCAUAUCAUACAUCAAUUAAAUUAACUGAACGUUUAAAUAUAACAACAUUAUUAAAAAAACAUCGUGUUUAUGAAUUAGGGCAGUUAAGUAAAUUUAUAUUUAAUAAAUUAAGUUCAAAAUCAAAACUACGUGAUAAUUCAUCGCCAACACCAAUAAAUAAUGUUGGUGAUGAUAGCACUGAUUCAAAAUCUGAUGAUUCUGAAUUAAACCAUGACAAUGACAACAAUAGUGAUGAAGAUAAUGAUUAUAUAUCGGAUGAUGAUGAUGAUAAUGAAAAUAUCCAAUCAACCAAAACAAAUUUUUCAGGGAUACAUAUUAAAGAUAAAACUAAUCUUGAUUUAACAAAUUCAUAUUUUAAAAUAAAAAUUAAUGAUACUGAUAAAUAUUUACAUGAACAAUCAGCAAUAUGGCUAUUGACGGACAAAAAACAUCUUAUAUCUACUGAUAGAUUAUUACGUGUAACUCAAAUAAGCACAAAAAAAUAA